UUUUUUUUUGGUUUCUUUCUCGUGUUUCAAUGAAUUAUGUGUUCAGUAGUGCGCAUGUCCUUACUAACCGGAAGUAGCGUGUCCACUGCUAAGUCACAUUCUUGUUUUAGGUUCGAGUCGAAGAUCCAACCUUGUUUUGCUUGGUUUCUCUUCUACAUCUGGCCUCUAUUAAUCUCUCGUCAGCUUUCUCGCUAUCCUAAUAACCGGACAGAAACAGGUAGAACUUGUUAUACCUGAGUGUAUCGCAAGAUUCUCCUCCUGAAAGUUGGCAAACUGAAUCGACGAAAGAGAAUUUGAGAAGGAAAACACGCAAUGUUGGCCAAACAUCAGAACCAGGAGGAAAGUUAAAGUAAGGACACACCGAACACCUCGAGCAACACGUUUACUUUUUUAUAUAUAUCAAGAAUAAUCUUCACUAUUUCUAUUAGAGAAGACAGAAAUUAUAACGGGUUAGAGUAAUGCGCCAUACACACAUGUAUAUACGUAACCAUACGUUUAUGUAUAUAUAGAUAUAGUUGUUGUUUACUAAUAUAUUAUAUAUUUAUGUAUAUAUGUAUUGUUUAUUUUGUAUGUUGGUGAAGCGAAUGAACUGUAAAAAUGCAGGUGACGGUCACAACUUUAUCGGACAAAGUAUUCACUAUUGAAGUUAGCGAAGACUUGGAACUAGAAAACUUUAAAGCGCUCUGUGAAUUCGAAACCGGUAUUCCGGCCAAGGAAACUGCAAUUCUCCUGAAUGGUAGGCCUUUACGCGAUGAUAAAGCCAGCUUAAAAAGCUAUGGAAUCGGACAUAAUGAUAUCUUACUUCUGCAGCAUAUGCGAGGGGUGACAGGUCUCACCCUCCCGACCAAUACUCCGUUUUCGGCGAACACAUCUCAAAGAUCACCUGCACACGGGGGACCAGGAUCAGCUCCUGUGAUUGAUUUUGGCAGUAUCCAGAUCCCUGGGGUUGGCCCUUUGCCCCAAGCAUCUAUUGGGGGACAGUCAACCAGCCAAGGUCAUGGAGGUGGCGCAAGUUUCAUGGAUGAUCCCAAAGUUGUGAGAGAUAUGUUCCUCAAUAACCCACACGAACUGGCUCUGCUGAAGGAAAGAAACCCUCCUUUAGCUGAAGCUUUGGUUAGCGGAAGUUUAGAAAAAUUUUCUGAAGUGUUUCGCCAACAGCAGAGUGAAAGAAUGGAAAAGGCCCAGGAACGCAUGCGUCUUAUGUCAGCUAACCCUUUUAGCCCUGAAGUUCAGAAAAUGAUAGCUGAAGAAAUUCGAUUGAAAAAUGUAGAAACUAACAUGGAGACAGCAAUGGAGUUUGCCCCUGAAAGUUUCGGUCAAGUCCACAUGUUAUACAUUGAUUGCAAUGUUAAUGGUCAUCCUGUGAAAGCUUUUGUUGAUUCAGGUGCUCAAAUGACUAUCAUGAGUCAAUCAUGUGCAGAACGCUGCAACAUCAUGAGGCUCGUAGACAAUCGAUGGGCAGGGAUUGCGAAAGGUGUUGGUACACAGAAAAUUAUUGGAAGAGUACACUUAGGUCAAAUUCAAAUUGGUCCAGAUUUCCUUCAGUCUUCAUUCUCAAUAUUGGAAGACCAGCCCGUGGAUAUGUUGUUAGGGCUGGACAUGCUUCGACGGCAUCAGUGUUCAAUAGAUUUAAAACGAAAUGUGUUAGUGAUUGGCACAACAGGUACAGAAACCCCAUUCCUCAGUGAAUCUGAGCUUCCUGAACAUGCACGGUUAAACCUGUUACAGAGACCUUCAUCAAGUAUAGAAAGUGAGGAUCAACAAUUAGCUGAAGCUCUGGCACGAUCUGCUGAAGAGGCCUCAGCAAAACACGUGAUGGUUUCUAGUCGUAAGCUGACCUCCACAUCCACUGCUAUCUCAGGCUCCAAACCAACAGCCACAGUUUCAUCUCCUCCUCACAUUCCCCCAACCUCUCCACCACAAACAUUCUCAGAGGAAGCCAUGCUGCGACUCAUGUCCUACGGAUUCGAAAGACAACAGGUUCUAGAUGAACUGCAUCGAUCGAACGGAGAUGUCGACCAGGCCUUGGCAGCGUUGUUGGCUAAAUCUUUACAAAUGCCUUGAGCUGGGGGGAUGCGGGUCGUAAUUUUGAUGGGUGACAUUUUGUGAACAGUCAUAUCGUAACUUUAAACAGGUGGCCAUUGUCUUUUUUUUUUUUUUCCAAAUCACAGCCAUAAACAUAUAAACACGUCUUCAUUAAUCUAAUCUCAUUGAAUUUCAAAUGUAAACAACUGAAGAGAUUAAAUAUUCUACUGUAA
Octopus bimaculoides (California two-spot octopus) is the source of this 2258-nucleotide messenger RNA. RefSeq names its product protein DDI1 homolog 2. Gene Ontology annotation, biological process: proteolysis. The record is from RefSeq and is a predicted model, not a curated record. Lineage: Eukaryota; Metazoa; Mollusca; Cephalopoda; Octopoda; Octopodidae. Gene Ontology annotation, molecular function: aspartic-type endopeptidase activity; protein binding.